Messenger RNA from Mycena citricolor, 4158 nucleotides. The record is from the annotation of a GenBank genome assembly. NCBI's taxonomy places the organism in Eukaryota, Fungi, Basidiomycota, Agaricomycetes, Agaricales, Mycenaceae.
GAUGUCACAAACCCCCGUCAAUGCCAAAAGGUGACCAAACUACGGCGCAGUUGCAUUCGAUUGCACUGCUUGUCUCCCAUCCACUUGAAGGCUUCAGCCCGAAGUCUAUAUCAACCAACCACUUCCAUGGCGCUUCCAGUCAUGGAGGAGGGCAAACUCCUCGUUGACGCUUUGAACACUGUCAAAAUUCAGGUUCAGCAAAUGAAGAGAUACCUAGAGCUUGACCAGCUCAUGGAUGCCCUGAAAAGCGCUAGUCUGAUGCUUGCUGAACUGCGAACCUCGUCACUAUCUCCGAAACAAUAUUAUGAACUUUACAUGGCCGUGUUUGACGCUCUGCGCCACCUUUCCAAUUAUCUGUACGACGCUCAUACACAGUCCCGUCACCAUCUCGCCGACCUGUACGAGCUGGUUCAAUACGCUGGAAAUAUUAUACCUCGGCUCUAUCUCAUGAUCACGGUGGGGGCUGUUUAUAUGUCUGUUCCUGACGCUCCCGUGAAGGAGAUCAUGAAGGAUAUGAUGGAAAUGUCGCGAGGAGUCCUCCAUCCCAUGCGUGGUCUCUUCCUUAGACACUAUCUCAGCGGGCAAACCAGAGACCAUUUGCCUGUCGGGAGUGACGACGGACCAGGGGGGAACCUGCAGGACUCGACGACAUUUGUUCUCACCAACUUUGUGGAAAUGAACAAGCUCUGGGUCCGAUUACAGCACCAGGGGCACUCGCGCGAUCGUGAGAAACGAGAGUUGGAACGUCGCGAACUUCGUAUUUUGGUCGGCACCAAUCUUGUGCGACUGAGCCAGUUGGACGGGGUGGACCUCGAAAUGUAUCAGGGCGCGAUUCUCCCCAGUAUACUAGAACAAGUCGUCAGCUGCAAAGAUGUGAUCGCACAAGAGUACUUGAUGGAGGUGGUGAUCCAGGUUUUCACCGAUGAAUUUCAUCUACAUAGUUUGGGUCCAUUCUUGACGGCGACCGCUCAACUGCACCCCAAGGUCAACAUCAAGGCGAUCGUAAUUGCGUUAAUCGACCGACUGGCUGCUUAUGCCGCCAGAGAGGCCGAAAACGAGGAUCCUGAAGAAACUAAGAAACAAGAAGAAGCUGCCGCCCGCCGACUCGCGGAGAAAGUCAAGACCCAGAAAGUAAAGUCGAGGGAAAAUGGUUCCAGCGGAGCAACCCUCGCACCAGAAGCUGAUACAUGGUCAACUCCGCAACCUCCGAUAGGUCCCCCGACAGAAUCUGUGACAGAGCCGGUAGUCGCAGCAACGGCCUCUCCGUCUGAGACUGAAUCCGCGGGUGCGCUUAAGAAAUUCCGGGGCGUUCCAGAAAAUGUCCAGCUUUUUGAGGUCUUCUGGCAGCAAGUGGUUGAACUAAUCAGGGCCCGGCCAGACCUUUCUAUCCAGGACAUCACUGCGCUGUUUGUGUCCUUGACAAACUUGUCCCUAAGUUGCUACCCGGAUAGGUUAGAGUAUGUCGACCAAAUCUUGAGCUAUGCGGGGGAAAAAAUCCGGGAAUACACUGACAGUCCUGACCUUCACACUGCACAAACGAGUUCCAAUCUUGCGGCGCUCCUCGUUGCACCUAUCAAUUCGUAUCAAUCUGUGCUGACGUUACUCGCCAUCCCUAAUUACGCACCGCUGCUCACCACACAACUGUUUUCGACCCGACGUUCGAUUGCUCAUUCGAUUGUGUCAUCCGUGUUGAAGAACGAGACGAUUAUCGAGACGCCGGAAGAUGUAGACGGAGUGCUGGAGUUGUGUCACGUCCUUAUCAAGGACCAAUCGGACGGUCAUUCCGCCGCUCCCAACGGGGUAGCUGUCAACGGAAUCAGCGGAAGUGGGCUCAAUGGAUCGCAAGGUAACCCGCGCAAGCUUGGCCCAUAUUCAGUUGAAAGAGAAGAGAUGGCCGAGGAGCAAGGCUGGGUUGCCAGGAUGGUUCACCUCUUUCGAUCUGAAUCAUUGGACGUGCAGUUUGAGGUAUGUUGUUAUUGUCCGUCAGAUCCAACUUCGAUCCCCAUAUCAUUCAGCUGUUACAAAUGGCUCGGAGACAUUUCGAUGCCGGAGGAGAGCGGAUGCGAUUCACUUUCCCCGCUCUGAUCACAUCCUCCAUCAAACUUUGCCGACGUUACAAGAAUCGGGAGCAUCUCGAGACAGACUGGGAGACCAAAGUCUCGACCAUUCUCAAGUUCUGCCGGCAGCUCAUCUUCAUCCUUGCCAAUCAAGUUGAUGCACCAACCAUCGCUCUGCGUCUUUUUCUGCUUGCUGCGCAGAUUUCAGAUGAAUGCGGCUUUGAAGACCUCACAUACGACCUCUACGUCCAAGCCUUCAGUGUUUACGAGGACAACAUUUCUGAAUCACGCGCACAACUGCAGGCGAUCACAUUAGUAAUCGGUGCUUUGGAAGGUGCCAAAGUAUUCAGUGUGGAUAACUACGACACAUUGAUCACCAAAGCCGCUCUUCACGCUUCCAAGUUGCUCAAGAAAAGCCACCAGUCCACUGCUGUUGGUUUUGCAAGUCACCUUUGGUGGCAAGAGAAAGCACAUCUCGAAACUGAAGCCGAACUCGAAGAAGGGGAUGGCAAGCCAGCAGCUAAGACUGAAGAGAAGGACGACGAGACUGUUAAAGCUGUUAGUUGCCGCCGUGUCUCUUUCUGCUCGCGAUUGACUGUGGACUGCACUAGUUCCCUCACCAAGAUAGCAAGCGUGUGCUGGAAUGUCUGCAGCGAUCCCUGCGGACGGCAGGAUCCGCCAUCGAAGAGAUUGUCACGGUUCAACUCUAUUGUGAUGCAUUGGAUCAGUACCUGUACUAUCUUGAUCAUGGGGCUCCAGCAGUCGCCCCUAAGUUUGUAAACAGUCUUGUCGAGCUCAUUGCCGCUAGUAUCGACAACAUCGCAUCACCUGAUGUGCAUCCCUCGCAGCGGGCUCCGCCUGGCCUAAUCGAGGGCGUACAGACCCCAGAAAUGAUCUCUCGACAUUUCUACAACACUCUGUACUAUAUUCAUCGCCGGAAAAACGCCAACCUGACUGAUCCUCGCUGGGAAGGCGUGGAUAUCGUCGGUGCUACCCUGAAAAUGGGAAUUACUCGAUAAAUAUUCUAUGUAUUGUAGCAACAUGUCCGAUUUUGUGGAUUUGAGCUUCCAGGUUCCCAUCUGACAUCUGGCAUCUGAUUCCAUCAUCAUCUGCAACACAGCUCAUCACCGUGACUAGUAACUACGUCUCUUCUACCGCACUCACUCGACUUGCCCAAACAUGGCCGAAGGCAGCAACUACGAUUAUCUGUUCAAGGUUGUACUCAUCGGAGAUUCCGGUGUCGGAAAGUCGUACGUCUCCUCGCAUGUCUUCUUGUAUCGCUCAUGGGACAAUCGCCUCGCUCGACCUCAGAAAUUUGCUUUCGCGAUUCACGCGUAACGAGUUCAACCUCGAGUCCAAGUCCACGAUUGGGGUUGAGUUUGCGACCCGCUCUAUUGAUGUUGAUGGAAAGACGGUCAAGGCCCAGAUUUGGGAUACAGCCGGCCAAGAGCGUUACAGGGCUAUCACCUCGGCGUACUACCGUGGCGCGGUCGGAGCUCUCCUCGUAUACGAUAUCGCCAAGCAUGCGACGUAUGUCAACGUCACUCGUUGGUUGAAGGAACUGCGGGACCACGCCGACUCCAACAUCGUCAUCAUGCUGGUUGGCAACAAGAGCGAUUUGAAGCAUCUGCGAGCGGUUCCAACAGAUGAGGCCAAAACUUUUUCAACGGAAAACGGCCUGUCUUUCAUCGAAACCUCGGCGCUGGACGCCUCGAACGUCGAAGGCGCAUUCCAAACCAUUUUGACCGAUAUCUACCGCAUUGUGUCGAGCAAAUCUCUGGAACAAUCAAACAAUCCUAUCGAAGCCCCCGGACCCAGCAUCAGUGUCGGGGCCAGUGUCGAUAACAAUGCUGCUCAGGGAAGCAAAUGUUGCUAAGAUGGUUCAGUAUAUUCUACUUGUUGCAGAAUGUUCCUUGUUUGUGUCACGCUCAUCCUUUCAAACUCUAUUGUAUUCGAACUUGCGUUCCGUGUGACAUAAAACAAGAUUCUCGGAGGCAUCGAAGCAUGUCGCAAAAAUCUGAAUUGGCAUAUCCGUUGUGGUCAGCGCUGAUCGGAAAGGUUGAAUCAGUUGUCAUCAGGCGGUGGUCAGGUAUUUAUCAGG